Messenger RNA from Parus major (Great Tit), 3616 nucleotides. RefSeq names its product plasminogen activator, tissue type (gene PLAT). The transcript has 14 exons. Gene Ontology annotation, cellular component: extracellular region. The record is from RefSeq and is a predicted model, not a curated record. Gene Ontology annotation, molecular function: serine-type endopeptidase activity. The coding region runs from base 172 to 1830 and encodes 552 amino acids. Lineage: Eukaryota; Metazoa; Chordata; Aves; Passeriformes; Paridae. Gene Ontology annotation, biological process: plasminogen activation; smooth muscle cell migration.
AGGGAGUCUCCACCCCCUCGAGUGGCGCUACGAGCAGGACAGAGAGAUCACAGCAGAGACACAGGAAACACAAACACUGACUGGUCUGGAAAGAAAAUCAUCAAGAGAAUACAGAAGAGAAAAAGCAAAAAGAUAAUUUGAGAUUUGGUGCUGACGUGGAAAACAGUCAGAAUGGAAGGCAAACUCCCAUGUCUUCUUGUGCUGGUGGGAGCAAUUAUGACUGCCCAGUGCCAGGGCUUACACGUGCGUUUCAAACGUGGAGCCAGAUCUAGAGCCAUUUGCACAGAUAAUUCAUCUGCAGAAAUUUACCAACCCAGGGGGACCUGGCUGAGGCUUUCAGGGAGCAGAAUAGAAUACUGUAGGUGUGACAGUGGUCAGAGUCGCUGCCACACUGUGCCUGUCAGAGCCUGCACUAGAAAUAAAUGCUACAAUGGGGGCCAAUGUUCACAGGCAUAUUACUCCCCACAGCUCUUCAUCUGCCAGUGCCACCAAGGUUUCUCGGGGAAGCAGUGUGAAAUAGACACUGAAGUUAAAUGCUACAAAGACACUGGAGUAACAUAUAGGGGUACCUGGAGCAUGACAGAGAGUGGAACUGAAUGUUUAAAUUGGAAUAGCAAUGGCUUGGUGGACUGGAUGUACAGUGGCCAAAGAGCGGAUGCUGCUGAGCUGGGAUUGGGCAAUCACAACUAUUGCAGAAACCCAGAUGAGGAUUCCAGACCUUGGUGCUAUAUCUACAAAGGGGGAAGGUACGCCUGGGAGCACUGCAGUGUGCCCUCCUGUUCAAAAGUUAGGAACACCAACUGCAGAUCUGGACGAGGCACAGAUUACCGUGGCAGCCACAGUGUUACCAGUUCUGGAGCUACCUGUUUGAAGUGGAAUUCUCAAAUCCUUGUCAACAAGCUAUAUACUGCUUGGAGAAGAGAUGCUUACCGGCUGGGUCUUGGUAGUCACAAUUUCUGCAGGAAUCCUGAUAAUGACAGCAAGCCCUGGUGCCAUGUCCUGAAAGGAAAUCGGCUCACAUGGGAGUACUGCAAUGUGCCUACUUGCUCCACCUGUGGCUUACGGCAGCGCAGAGUACGCCAGUACAGGAUUAAAGGUGGUUCCUACACAGACAUUGCAGCUCACCCAUGGCAAGCUGCCAUCUUUGUGAAGUAUCACCGCGUGCCUGGAGAGCACUUCCUCUGUGGAGGAAUUCUGAUCAGUUCCUGCUGGGUUUUGUCAGCUGCUCACUGUUUUGAAGAAGGCUUUAGUACAAAUCAGCUGAAGAUUGUGCUGGGUAGGACUUCCCGAGCAACUCCCGAGGAAAAUGAACAGAAGUUUCAAGUGAAGAAGUACACUGUGCAUCAGAGAUUUGACUCAGAAAAUUUCAACAAUGAUAUUGCUCUAUUGCAGUUGAAUUCAGAUGCAGAAGACUGUGCUGUUGAAACAAGCACUGUCCGUGCUGCCUGCCUCCCCAUGCCAGAGCUGCAGCUGCCUGACUGGACUGAAUGUGAGAUCUCUGGUUAUGGAAAAAAUGAAGAAUUUUCUCCAUUCUAUUCAGAGCACCUGAAGGAAGGCCAUGUCAGAUUGUUCCCAGCCAGUCGGUGCACAGCACAGUAUCUAGAUAACCGGACAGUUACAGACAAUAUGUUAUGUGCAGGAGAUACAAGAAACCUUGAUGAUGCCUGCAAGGGUGACUCUGGAGGACCUCUGGUCUGUAUGAAGGAUGAUCGUAUGUAUCUGAUUGGAAUCAUCAGCUGGGGAAUAGGCUGUGGCCGCAAAGACAUACCUGGUGUUUAUACAAAUGUGAAUCGUUAUCUUGACUGGAUUCAGGACACCAUGAAACUCUGAGAAAGAAAAAUGAACCAUUUGCAAUCCUGUGACCAUGCCCUCACAGCUUCCUUCUGGGUGCUUUAAGCAGGCUGGCAGGGCUUCCUGUUUGUCCAGAUGCUUAUAACUUCUAGUACAACAGGGAAGCAAACUGCAAUGUAUGGGAAGGGCAUGUUCUCAAAAUACUCUCGUUUCCUUAUUACAGGUUAUUAGAAGCUAAUCAAACUUUUUCCGAACAUCACCAAACUUUCACCUUGCAUCAAAUCACAUAAGUGCAAUAAAAAAAAUAAUUCUGGCCGAGUGAAUAAACCAAGAGACAACAUCUGGGCACCAUGCAUCUCUUAGGAGCUGCACUGUUUUAGGAAUGGGUGUGAACUGAAGGGGACAUUUAAUUUCCUGAAAACUUCACCUCCCUCCUUACUUUGCUGUACAAUUGGAAUACCUUAAGCUCUGUCCUUAUACCAUGUCACUUUGGUAAUUUAAGCUGGUUUCAAUAGAAAGAACAAAAGCUGUAGACAUGGGCUACUUAUUUCCAGAUUAAUAUACUACUUGCUUCUGCAGUUUGGAACCAAUUAAUUAACUAAGUUUAAGCUCAAACUCUCAGAGCAAAUUCAGGACGGCAUGCUUAUUUUUAAUUUUAUUUUAUUCCUUCAUUAGGUUUUGCUCCUGGUAAUAGAAUGGGUAAAAAUUUGAACAGCAGCCUGAUCUGCCACAGAAUCAAUGCAUAUUUUUGACUAUUAAAUUUCUAUGCAUUAUCAUCAGACAUGAAGCAAAAGCUCUCUCUUCUGUGCAGCAGAGCAAAACAAAGGACAAACAUAUUGGUAGCUAGAUUUACAUCCACAAGUAAAGGCCAAAUCAGGUAUCAUAAGGCUGCCUUUGUCCUUUACAGAAGACAGGACAGGUACAACUGAGUCAUCAUGAACAAGAAUCUCAGUAAUCAGCAUUACUUCCUUGUACUGCUGCUGCCACAUGAAGCUAAAUGCCACCUAUGCACAUCCUAAGAGUGAAGCCUCUCUGAGAGCUUCUCUUUUGUCUCAUUGUUUUGUAAAGCAAAAACAGGUGUAACUACCUUUUAACAAAAGGAAAACAUUGUACUGAGGGUACAUAAGGAAUUUAGUUUUAGCAUCAAUCAGCAGCUAGAAAAUUAGCCUGUUGUAUAUGGGAAAUUGAACACAUUGUUGAAACUCAAAAUGUUUAACAGUUUUUAAGGAGCUCUCUGAUAACCCACUAGCACAACUACUCAGAUAAAUAAUCUAAGUAGGUAUAGAAGAGAUUUGGUAAGAUGGCCAUUACUUUCUCAAAGUUGUUUUGUAAAUGGCAACUUUACAAAUGGUUGAGUUUCUAGCUACUGGCUUAGAAACUGACCUCAAAGAGAUCUUCUCUAAUGGUCUCGGAGGAACAGUGGUCACAGUCCAGUUAGCUUCAGCAACAAGUUUCAUAUUCCAGUCAGUAGAAGGAGAAAAUAGGUUUUUUAAUGAAGAGUCACAGUUUAGGGUUUUGGUGUGGGUUUUUGUUUUUUUUUUUUUUUGUUGCUGUUGCUAGUUUUAUUUUGUUAUUAACCUUGAGAAAAAUACAAAUUAAUUUCCCUUCAUUUCCCCUGGGCCCACUUCCAUGAGCUCUUGUGCCUCACUGUACUGGCAUUCCAAGCCUGCCAAAUACCUGCAGCCUGUAGAACAGUCUAAACUAUUUCACAGACUAAUGCAAGUUAGAGUCCUCAGGAAGGCAACUUUUGAAAUUCAGUCUACUAAAUACAAUAUUUGAACUCAAUGUGAUCUAACAGCCACCAAUAAAAUGUAACUGAACCACA